AUGAAUAUAUUCAGACUGAUAGGAGACAUCUUACACCUCGUGAGUAUGUAUAUACUCAUUAUGAAAUUGAAGAAGUCCAAAAAUUGUAUUGGGAUAUCAUGCCGCAUGCAGGAGUUGUAUUUGAUAGUUUUCUUGUGCAGAUACAUCGACCUCUUCUUCGUGUUCGUCAGCUUCUACAACACUGUGAUGAAAAUAACCUUCAUACUGACCAUAGCGUACACGAUAUAUCUAAUCAGAUUCAAGCUGCCCAUCUCGCAAACGUACAACAGGAAAGUGGACAAUUUUAAGAGCGAGAAGUAUUUGAUCCCCCCCUGUUUAGUGCUAAGUCUCCUAACGUGCAAGACGUACAACCUGUACAACAUCCUGUGGUCCUUUUCCAUAUGGCUUGAAAGUGUGGCAAUUCUCCCCCAACUAGUGCUGCUAGAGAAGCAGAGAGAAGUGGAAAACAUCACCUCCCAUUAUGUUAUCACCAUGGGGAUGUACAGAGCCUUUUACAUACUCAAUUGGAUCUAUAGAUAUUUCUUUGAUGAGAAACCAUACGUUAACGUCGUUGGCUGGUUAGGGGGGCUUAUCCAGACUCUUCUAUACAUUGACUUUUUCUACUACUUUGCGAUGGCCAAAUGGUAUGGGAAGAAGCUGGUGCUGCCCUUCAAUGGGGAAGUUUAACUUGGACGUGCGAUCGGAACAUUGGGGAGGACUGCCUUUUUGGCGGACCCUCAUAUUGGGGCCCGCUGCAUGAGUCCCGUAGAGCAGUAGAACGGAUAAGUGAAUCAACUGGGCGGUUUAACAGUUUGGGUUUAUAGCCCAUGGGGUGUAUUAUGGCCCACGGUGCAGGGUGGAUGAAUCUGGGGGAGGACCGCUUUUCCCACCGCGUGUAAACAUUUUCAAUGAAUUCAAAUUUAAGUCUGCCCAGAGAGGGAGCACACCUUCAGCGUGUACCUUCAUGCACAGCUAGCAGGGCCAGUAGCGCGCGUAUAUAUAGUACUUUUGGUGAUUAUGCCCAUUUCGCUCAUUCUUUGCAGCCGGAGGGUUUUCUCCCCACACGCUCAUACCGAAGAAAUAUAGCGAAGUGAGAGCCAUAUAUGUAUGCCCCCUCUCCACCUAUUACCUUGUGCGUGUAAAAAAUUCAUAUAAAAAAUUUGACACAUAUGAAG
Molecule: messenger RNA, 1154 nt
Organism: Plasmodium vivax (malaria parasite P. vivax)
Lineage: Eukaryota; Apicomplexa; Aconoidasida; Haemosporida; Plasmodiidae
Product: ER lumen protein retaining receptor, putative
Exons: 3
Coding region: 1-666 (221 amino acids)
Biological process (GO): protein retention in ER lumen; endoplasmic reticulum to Golgi vesicle-mediated transport
Cellular component (GO): cis-Golgi network; endoplasmic reticulum; membrane
Molecular function (GO): ER lumen protein retrieval receptor activity
Source: RefSeq, a predicted model, not a curated record